Closterium sp. Naga37s-1 is the source of this 747-nucleotide messenger RNA. Lineage: Eukaryota; Viridiplantae; Streptophyta; Zygnematophyceae; Desmidiales; Closteriaceae. The record is from the annotation of a GenBank genome assembly.
CUUGCGCCCGAUGGCAGUGCAGUCAACUUCCCCAGUUGGCUGAACUGUCUUGAGCGCACGCUGUCUGGCACUCUCGUGAGUGGCUUUAACCUAUGGUUUGUCACUCAGCAGAGUGGUUCUGGCGCCAUUCCCACCUCUCCCUCUGGACCCACCUCUUCCUCCUCUGACCCCUAUGCUGAUGGCCUCCGUGCUGCCAUUGCUGAAACUGAGCGGCUUGUGACCACGGCGCAAGCCACCACCACGGCUGCUCCUGACAAUGCUGCUGCCCGUGACUUAGCUCGUAUUCUUGCUGAGUCCCUCGAGAGCACCCGCAAGCGCCUCACUGAGCACCUCGCUGCCCCUUCUCCUCGCUCUGCGUCUACUCCCAUUUCCUCUGCUCCAUCUCACUCUGGCCUUCUCGUUGACUGGCAUGUUGCCAACGCACGUGCCUGUCAGGUCAUCCUUGCCUGCCUCCCUCCAACUCUUCUCCCUCAGUGCUCGCACAUCCGCUAUGCCAAGGACCUUCUCGGCUAUCUUACCGAGCGCUUCCAGCCGCAGACUCCUAUCAGUGUCAUUGCCCUCUUACGCGAGCUUACCUCUCUUCGUCUUGCUGACUUCACCACCAUGGCGGACUACAUCGCUCGCGUGCAGACGCUGUCCUCCCAACUUGCCUCUCAAAAGUUUGAACUUUCCGAUCAUGUGUGCGGUGCCCUCCUCCUCACAGGCCUCACUCCUGAAUACAGUGUUCAUGUCACUCUGUAUGGUUAG